AUGUCAAUAAUAGAGGUUCUGGGAGUUACCCUUCCUUGGAAAGAUAUAUUUGCUCAUGAAGGUCCAGGUGCACGGUUUUAUGAACUUUUGGAUCACAGAGAACCCAACCCAUUUUUGUCCAGUUUGGACAUGAAUCCAUUUAGUGAUGCUGAUUUGGGCAAGGAAAAAGUGGUAGUACCUGCACAACAGGAUGCAUCUGCAAAUCUAUGGGUAGACCUUUUGACUGGAGACCAUCUACCAUCAGAAUCUAUUUCUCAACCAGUGAUGCCAAAUGGUGAAGCUAUUUCUAAAGUCACUUCAGCCGAUGACAAAAGUCCUUUGGUUGGUGGCACUCAGCAGUACAUAAAUUGUUACAAGUUGCUUGCAGGCCCACAUAUGGGGAAUAAACUAGGAUUUAUGGAAGCCAUGAAACUGGAAAUUGAAAGGCUUCACCUAAAUCUUUCAGCUGCUGAUAGGGACAGAGCUCUAUUAUCAAUUGGUGUAGAUCCUGCUACCAUAAAUCCAAAUUUAUUGCUUGAAGACGAGGCUUACAUGGGAAGAUUAUGCAGGGUAGCAAACACACUGGCUAUGCUUGGGCAGGCUUCAACUGAAGACAGUACUACUGCUUCUAUUGGGCUGGAGCCAAUUGAUGGUAGUGUUAUAGACUUCUGGAACAUUGCUAGGAUGGGGAAAGCUGUUCAAGUUCAUGCUGAAGCUGGAAUAGCUGCAAAUGCAUCUCCGUCUUUGGCUUCUUCGGUGUCUUCACAAUCUUCCUUCUUGUGUUAUCAAUGUGAGAGAAAGGUCUGCAAAAUUUGUUGUGCUGGAAGAGGAGCUCUUCUGCUGGAAGGUUAUACCUCAAAUAUGGCCUCCAGCUACAGUGGGGGGUCAAACCAGGGAGGAUCAGUUCAUGGUAGCUCAGUUGAUGCAUCUCUGAAUCGUUCAACGACACUGGAUGGUUUUAUCUGUAAACUGUGCUGUCAUCCUAUUGUGCUUGAUGCACUGACAUUGGACUAUGUCAGGGUUUUGGUAAGCAUUCGGAGAAGUGCUCGUGCAGAGAUUGCUGUACAUCGAGCAGUGGGCCAUGUAAUUGGAUUUCCUUCAAGGGACUUUCUUAAAAGAAAUCAGAGUUUGGAUAGGCAGGAAAGUGCUCGAGCCUUGAGACAGUUACUUAAUGGGGAAGAAUCUCUUGCUGAAUUUCCCUUUGCUAGUUUUCUACAUUCAGUUGAGACAGCAGCAGUUUCAGCACCUUAUUUGUCAUUGCUGACACCACUUGAUCCUGGAUUAAAGCCUUCAUAUUGGAGAGCUCCUCCUGGUGCCUCGCAUGUUGAAUUUGUUAUUGUUCUUGGUGACCUUUCUGACGUGUCAGGUGUUAUCCUACUUGUUAGUCCUUGUGGAUAUUCAAUGGCUGAUGCUCCCACACAGUCUUUUUCGUGGUUUAGGAGAGAGAUGGGGAGACAGUUGCCUGCUGUUUUCUUUGUAAUCAUCAGAUGCCGGAUCUUGUGCAAAAUUUGGGCCAGUAAUAAAAUACACAAAGAAGAAAGAUCAUGCAUGGGAAAAUGGGAUAUGCGCUCUAUGAUCACAUCUUCCUCAGAACUAUCUGGACCAGAAAAUUUGAGUGAGAAGGCAGUUCCUAGACAUAUAAAAUUUGCCUUUCGGAAUCCUGUUCGGUGUCGCAUCAUUUGGAUAAUGCUAAGUCUUCAGAAGCUUAAUUCUAGUCGUGGAAGCCCUGUGAGAAAAGAUAUGGAUCUUGCAUCAUCACAAGGUUCUGACCAGAUAAAUUCAAGGAGCUGGUUGGAAAGAGUUCCACAAUUGAAUAGAUUCAAGGUUCCAGUAGAGGCUGAAAGAUUAACAGACAAUGAUCUUGUUUUGGAACAAUAUCUAUCACCAGCUUCACCUUUGCUAGCAGGAUUCCGUCUUGAUGGUUUCAGUGCAAUAAGGCCUCGAGCAACCCAUUCACCUCCUUCAGAUGUAAAUCUUUGGGAUUCAUCAUCAACAUUUUUAGACAAUAGACAAAUAACUCCAGCUGUAUUGUACAUUCAAGUGUCUGCUUUCCAGGGCUAUGCUUAA
Molecule: messenger RNA, 2046 nt
Organism: Thlaspi arvense
Lineage: Eukaryota; Viridiplantae; Streptophyta; Magnoliopsida; Brassicales; Brassicaceae
Source: the annotation of a GenBank genome assembly